CUGUUUCCCCCCGUCCAAGGGUUGAGAGAACCAAAAAAUGGAAGACGGCGAGCAAGUAAACGCGAUGCAAGGAAAUGCGGCGCAACGGCGCCUGAGCAUAACCACCACUCUCUCACUCCCUCUCACUCGCUACGCCAGCAGUCUGAUGGAGGCCGCUGGCGGCGGCGACAGUGGAUACUUCUACUCCAAGGCCGUCAUUGUACUUGAUCUCAUCUGGAACAUGUCAUUUGUCGUGGUGUCGGUGUUGGUGCUCUUGUCUGCAAUUCCAGAGAGGCCUUCUACUCCCCUUCGGGCCUGGAUCUCCGGCUACGCUUUCCAGUGUGUCUUGCAUGUCGCUUUCGUCUUUCUUGAGUUCCGGAGCAAGGAUCAGGUUGAUCGUGACGGUGUGACUGGGGUUUCAUCAUCCCAAAGUCAUACCAGCAUUUUGAAAAGGCUGGAGUCACUGAAUACAAUAAUGUCAUCCAUCUGGUGGAUGAUUGGGUUCUAUUGGAUUGUGAUUGAUGGCCAAGUGCUUCCUCAAGAAUCUCCCCGUCUCUACUGGUUAACAGUGAUCUUUCUGGCCUUCGACGUGUUCUUCAUAGUCUUUUGCACUGGGAUGGCAUGUAUCAUAUUCUUUGCUGUCUUCUGCUGCAUGCCUAUUGUAGCAAUUGCCUGUGCUAUUACAACCAGACAAGCUGCUUCUGAAGAUGAUAUCAGGAGACUUCCCAAGUAUAAAUACCACAAGACUAGUCUAAUGAGAACACCAGAUAAUUAUGAGGAGGAAAAUUGCAGAAUGAGUGUUGAGCUAGGGAACAAAAGCGUAGACAGUGAAUUUACUCUUCAGCCAGAUGAUUCUGAGUGCUGCAUUUGCCUUUCUCGAUAUUCAGAAGGGGCAGAGUUAUACAUUCUUCCCUGCAAUCACCAUUUCCAUUCUGGAUGCAUUGGUAAAUGGCUUCAGAUAAAUGCAACGUGCCCACUGUGUAAGUUUAACAUUCGGAGAGGUGACACAUUGGUUUGACUGCUCUACUCCUCCCUUAAUCAAGACUACAUUUGACAGUGUGAAAUAGUCACGGACGGAUGGGAAUGAGAAGGAAGGAUUAUGAAGGAAACUUACAAUGAUGAAAGAAGAAACAGCAUGAUUCUCCUUUCGUGUAUGUACAUAGACUUUUUAGUUAGUUUCAUUCCACUAAUCAUUUUCAAGUUAUCAUUUUCGAGUUCUGGGGCCUCGUUUAUUUUGUACAUGUAAACAAAUCUAAUUGGCGUUUUGUUUGUACCAAAAGAAGUGGCAACAUAAUACCAAGUGGGACAACGCGGGAGUAGGAUCUUGGUGGUGUGAAAGGAGAAAUUGGUUGUUGGAGCGUUUUGGCAUGGCAGCCAUAGCUACGUCAGUCAAUGUUAGCCAUGGAAUGAUAUUACGUAUACUUGGCGGUUGCUUUCAUAGUCUUCUCACUUACGACGUUUAAUUAUUGAUUUUUGAAAGUCCAACUUAUGUAGACAGAUAGUAGUCAAUGAAUAUCGAUGUUCAAA
Molecule: messenger RNA, 1506 nt
Organism: Rubroshorea leprosula
Lineage: Eukaryota; Viridiplantae; Streptophyta; Magnoliopsida; Malvales; Dipterocarpaceae
Source: the annotation of a GenBank genome assembly